Messenger RNA from Actinia tenebrosa (Australian red waratah sea anemone), 647 nucleotides. RefSeq lists its product as uncharacterized. The record is from RefSeq and is a predicted model, not a curated record. Lineage: Eukaryota; Metazoa; Cnidaria; Anthozoa; Actiniaria; Actiniidae.
GUAGAGAUGGGCGUGAUGGUAAAGAUGUGUUACCAGGUCCAAAAGGUCCACCGGGUUUGAAAGGAGAGAUAGGACAUCAAGGUGUGAGAGGUCCACCAGGACCCAAGAGUGGUGGAGUACAGUACGUACGAUGGGGAAGAAGUGCAUGCCCUUCAAAUGCUACUCUUGUUAAGAUACGAGUAAUAGCCUGUUCUCACAAAGGCGGUGCUUCUGAUUACGUUUGCCUUCCUGAGACUCCCAAAUAUGGAAGGUACAAAGAUGGCCUUCAGUCGCUCGGUGGAUACAUGUAUGGUGCAGAAUACGAAGUUUCCUUUGAGCUUUUCACCAAAAGCGGCCUUUAUGACCAUGAAGUACCUUGUGCUGUGUGUUCUGUUCAAACACCAAGUGCUAAGUUGAUGAUCCCUGCAACAUACGAGUGUCCCGCGGGAUGGAAACGGGAAUAUCACGGGUAUCUGAUGACUGAGCAUUCCAAACACAUACAUCAAACUGAGUUUAUCUGCGUAGAUCAAGACGCAGAAUUUGUUUCUGGGACUAAGCCUGAUUUAGACGGUGCAGUGUUGUAUCCUGUGGAAGGAAGAUGUGGUUCUCUACCAUGUCUUCCAUAUGUUGAGGGACGAGAACUGACAUGCGUAGUGUGCACCAAGUAA